Molecule: messenger RNA, 1184 nt
Organism: Chaetomium strumarium
Lineage: Eukaryota; Fungi; Ascomycota; Sordariomycetes; Sordariales; Chaetomiaceae
Exons: 2
Coding region: 245-1045 (266 amino acids)
Biological process (GO): mitochondrial translational initiation; translation
Cellular component (GO): ribosome; mitochondrial small ribosomal subunit
Molecular function (GO): structural constituent of ribosome
Source: RefSeq, a predicted model, not a curated record
GCCAAGUAGGUACCUAUCGACGAGGAAAAAGACUUGGGGAUGGGCGUGACGGGGCAAGCCGGAGGCGGGCCAGCAAACCAAUGAUUUGGCCGGGGAAUUCUCGGACGCCAAGCCAGGUGCCCUUGCCUUUCAAUCAAGCGCAGUAAAGCGCGACUUCAGAAAUUCAAGAACCGAAGAAACCUCGUUUAAAGAAGUUCGCGGGGAAUCAAGGGGAAGGUGGGCACAUCCAUGAACGGUUAGCAUCAUGGAGUUCCGCCAAGUCGUCCACUCCGUCUGCCGCUCGGCAGCGGGAGCAUCGAGGCCGUCUCUCGCCAGCCCACGGCUGCCCCAGGGCAUUCUUGUCCAGCACCGCCAGUUCACCGCAAAUAACAAGCAGCGGCUAGAAGCGCUGGCAAUGGCCCCGCCACAGUCGCAAGACCCGCUGCCUAUACGACACACGCCGAGCAGCGCCUCGCGCCAUCGUUCCCUCCCUCCACGACCGGCCCCGAUCCGCAAGAGCAAUUUCUACAUGGACCCAGUGACCGCAAAGAAGGCACGAUCGCCCUGGGCGACCCAGGCGGCAGCCAACCAAACCCAAACCGACAACGCGCAGACGCAACCUCAAAGCCAAGCCACCACGCUCACAGGCACAGCGCCAUCCUCGACGCUGAGCAUCGAAGACGUGUUCAGCAUUCCCGGGCAGAUCCAAGCCGACAUGGAAGCCGCCACCGCAGGCACCGCCGGCAACAGCCUGACCAACUGGGACGAAGACAUCUUCCUCAAGAAUCACCACUACACGACCGAGCCCGAGCUGCGGCUGCGGCCGUCGACGGGCCGCACCAUCAACAUCAACAAGGGCAGCGUGGACCUGGCGCGCGGCUUCCGGCUGCUGCAGAAGGCGGUCAACCAGAACGGCAUCAAGCGGGACCUGAUCAUGCAGCGGGCGCACGAGCGCCCCGCGCUGAAGCGCAAGCGGCAGAAGCGGGAGCGGUGGCAGCAGCGGUUCCAGUCCUCGUUCCGCGCCACCAUGAACAGGGUGUUUGAGUUGAAGGCGCAGGGGUGGUAGAUUGUUGGCUGGGGGCAUAGUCUAGUCCUGUGAAUAUAGAGCGGUUUGCGGGAUAGAGGUGGGACGGGUGGACACGGCAGACGUGUAAAAUAUCAUGCGCGGUCCUGGGAUAUGGUUCGCAUGGUAAUUGUAUCUAUAC